AUGAUGAGACAUGCCUGGAAAUCCUACAAGACGCACGCAUGGGGAUCCAACGAACUCCGUCCUCUGAGCAAAAGAGGCCACCAACCCUCCGUCUUGGGGCGUGCACCUCUGGGUGCUACUAUCGUAGAUUCAAUCGACACACUGUACCUCAUGGGUCUUGAUGAGGAGUACAAGGAUGCCAAAAAGUGGAUUGAAGAGUCUCUUAACUUUAACGUGGUAUGCCCUUACUAUCUGCCCGCUGUGAUUGCUGCCUUCUUAUUUGCCUCUCUUUUUUUCUUAGCACUGAUUAUUAGUGGCUCAUUAGUGACAAGAGAGAGAAAGGAAGAUAAGCCUUAUUUUGAAAAUAUCAUCCCAAAAUUUUCAAUAAAAAAUGUCCUUCAUUAA
Molecule: messenger RNA, 384 nt
Organism: Dibothriocephalus latus
Lineage: Eukaryota; Metazoa; Platyhelminthes; Cestoda; Diphyllobothriidea; Diphyllobothriidae
Source: the annotation of a GenBank genome assembly